Naegleria fowleri is the source of this 1038-nucleotide messenger RNA. RefSeq lists its product as uncharacterized. Gene Ontology annotation, biological process: mitotic sister chromatid cohesion. NCBI's taxonomy places the organism in Eukaryota, Heterolobosea, Eutetramitea, Acrasida, Naegleriidae. The transcript has 2 exons. The record is from RefSeq and is a predicted model, not a curated record. Gene Ontology annotation, cellular component: nucleus; chromatin. Bases 1 to 1038 code for a protein of 345 amino acids. Gene Ontology annotation, molecular function: protein-lysine-acetyltransferase activity.
AUGAAACCAAGCCUUUCUCCAGGCGGCAUCACCUCGGAUGAGAAGAAGAAACAGCAUGAACUUGCCAUUCGUUUCGGAAAAUCCAUGAUUCGCAAAACAUACAAAGCUAAAAAGAAGAAAGAGAAACGUGUUUUCAUUGGAGUCGUUUGUGAGGAUGAUAUUGUUGUUAAAAGUACUUCUAACUCUAGAAAACAAAAAAAGGAGAGCAAAAUUGAACGAAAGACAAUCAUUGAUGAAGAUUGCGAAGAAUAUGAAACAGAUGAUGAACCAGCAUUAACAAAAAAUCUCAGCAAUGCGAACGAAUCGAUUUUUGAAGAGAACUCGUUCUUGAAUCAAACUGGUUCUUCAACUCAAGAAUCCACGAACCAAAAUUCUGGGGAUGAAACUUAUGUGAAAAUACCAAUGAAUGCCAAAUACUAUGAGUCUAUUGGAUAUUUGAACGAUGAUUUGGAAUUUAUUGAAAUAAGUAAAUUUUCAAAUGUCAAAAGAAAAGUACUGGAAAUUAAGCAUGCAGUUGAUGGCUCGUUAAAUUAUGACGAGUCAGACGAGGAUUUUCUAACCAAGCCUUACAAACUUUUCCUAUGCAUCAAUAAGGAAAGCAGAAACAUGGUUGCAUGUUUGAUCGCGGAAUGUAUCACGAAAGCAAAGCCAAUUAUUUUCGAGUCACGCAAAAACUCUACCAGCGAUAUGGAGCUCUAUGAAAUUUUUAAACAAACACUGAACACUCAACUCAGUUUGAGCUUGGAUGUACAACCUUCACCUACCACCACUCACCUAAGUAGUAAUCAUCAUCCGAGCCUGGACAUGUCAGAUAUGAAUUUUCAUGAUCUUACCGAUUGUUCAAAGAUUUCUUCUGAUUACACAAAGGCAGUUCUUGGAGUUAGCCGAAUUUGGGUGAGCAAUCACAUGAGAAGACAAGGAAUUGCAAGCAAAUUACUGGACUUGGCAAGAGAACAUUUUACAUAUGGAUAUAAGGAUUUAUUUUCAUUGUUCAAUAUUUAUCGAGAGGGAAAUCAGAAAGAGUUAAAUCUGUUUUGA